Molecule: messenger RNA, 2013 nt
Organism: Tribolium madens (black flour beetle)
Lineage: Eukaryota; Metazoa; Arthropoda; Insecta; Coleoptera; Tenebrionidae
Product: apyrase-like
Exons: 10
Coding region: 21-1679 (552 amino acids)
Biological process (GO): AMP catabolic process
Cellular component (GO): plasma membrane
Molecular function (GO): 5'-nucleotidase activity
Source: RefSeq, a predicted model, not a curated record
CGAGUACAUAUCCAUAUUCAAUGUGCCGUUUAAAGAACAUAUUAAUUCUUAAAAUAACCAUGAGACUUUUUAUUUGUGCUACUUUAGUAUUGUUAGUUGUUAAUGGAUUUCCGCCUAAAAAAACUGAAUUGAUAGAAUUGUCCGUCAUUCAUAUAAAUGAUUUUCAUGCAAGGUAUGAGGAAACAAACCUUGAUUCCGGGUUAUGUAAAACCUUAAAUUGUAUUGGUGGAUUUUCGCGUCUUUUUGCAAGCGUAAUGAAAAUUCUCCAAGACAAACCUCAAUCGAUUUUACUCAAUGCGGGAGACAAUUUUGAAGGUACUUUGUGGUACGAUGUGCAUAAAUGGAACGUUACUCAGUAUUUCUUCAACAAACUACCAACAGAUGCAUUUACAUUAGGCAAUCACGAAUUUGAGGAUAAAAUCGCAGGAUUAGUACCGUUUCUAGAACAUCUCAAAGCUCCAGUCGUUGUGUCAAAUAUUGAUGCAAGUGGGGAACCGUCAAUUCAGAAUUUAUUUAAUAAAAGUGUUGUUAUAGAAAGGCAUGGGUUAAAAAUUGGCAUAAUUGGAGUAAUUUUAUCAACAAUAAAUGAAAUUGCAGACAUUGGUAAUUUAAUUUUACUAAACGAAUCUGAAUCUGUAAAUAAAGAAGCUGAAAGAUUAGUUAAAGAAGAGGGAGUGUUUACAAAUAUUGUUCUGUCACACUGUGGCUACGACGUAGAGAAGGCAAUCGCAGCAAAUUCUACUUCAAAAAUUUCCCUAGUUGUGGGAGGUCACACUCACAGUUUCCUCUACACCGGGGAUCCAGUACCUGGAACAGACAUACCAGUGGGCCCAUACCCCACAGUUGUCGAAAAUAAUGAAGGAAAAAAAGUCCUAGUAGUCCAAGCGUCUUCUUACACAAAAUAUCUAGGAAACAUUAGAGUUUCUUAUAAUCAAAAAGGAGAAGUGGUGAAUUGGACCGGAGCUCCUCUAUUUAUGGACAACAAUCUGCCUCAAGAUAAAAAAAUAAAUGAGGAAUUACAACCGUGGAAAAAGAAAGUGGAUGAAAAUGAAAGCAACAGAAUUAUUGGUCGUACAAUGGUUCGAUUGGAACAAAGUUCGUGUCCAAUGGCGGAAUGUCUAAUGGGAAAUUUCAUAACAGAUGCUAUGGUUUUUGCGUAUUUAGACUCUCCGGAACCUGGUACUUGGACAAAUGCAUCAAUAGCAAUGAUGCAUGCUGGUGGUUUAAGGUCCGGUAUUGAUGUCGGGGAUAUAAAUUACUUCGAGGCUGUGAGUGUGGCACCUUUCAACAAUACGAUUGAUCUUGGUGAAAUUCAAGGAAAACAUUUGAAGGAAAUCUUAGAAUCUUCAACUACCGACGAUGGUAUCACACUUUUGCAAGUGGCGGGUCUCAGAGUAGUAUACAACCUAACAAUGCCCGAAGGUUCACGAGUAACAUCUCUUCAAAUCCGUUGUCGAAACUGUACAGUUCCUAUUUAUGAAAAUUUAGACAAUGAAAGAAUAUACCGGGUCGUCUUGCCAUCGUUUUUAGCAGAAGGUGGUUUUGGCUUCACUUUAUUCAAAAAGUACUUCAAAUAUCGACAAAUAGGAGGUUUAGAUAGAGAAUUGUUUGUGAAAUACGUCGAGUGUAAAUCCCCCAUCUUCCAAGAGAUUGAAGGACGAAUUAUAAUAAACCGAUAGUGCGUUCUGAUUCGUUUAACGGAUUGUUUUAUCGUGUUGAAAGUUGUGUUAAUUACUCAAUAAAUUCGCAAUGCAUAAAAUAAAUGUUUUUAUUUUAAUUUUGAAAAUAGUCGUUUGUGCAAAUUUUAAUUUAACAAUAAUUCAUUUCAACGACUUUCACGCCAGGUAAGUACGAAUUUUGGUUUUUAAUUUUAAUAUUUAAAUGUUCAGAUACGAACCCAUUGAUAAUUUAUCAACAACUUGUGAAGGUGAAACUUGUAUUGGAGGUUUCUCAAGACUGUAUUCAAAAAUCAUACAAUUAAAAAAUGAAAUGCCAAACUCACUUUUACUAAAU